This is a messenger RNA of Priceomyces carsonii, 1173 nucleotides long. RefSeq lists its product as uncharacterized. NCBI's taxonomy places the organism in Eukaryota, Fungi, Ascomycota, Pichiomycetes, Serinales, Debaryomycetaceae. The transcript has a single exon. Gene Ontology annotation, molecular function: oxidoreductase activity. The record is from RefSeq and is a predicted model, not a curated record. Bases 1 to 1173 code for a protein of 390 amino acids.
AUGGCGAUAAGAGACAGUUUAAAGGAUAGAAUAAUUUCUGAUGAUCCUAGUAAAUUGCAAGGGAUUUAUGGCUCUUCAAUUUUAACACUUGAAAAGCAGCCGACUUCAAGACAAUUUGAUGGAGUAGAUUUUCCCUACAUUUUGAAACUUGAUUUUAAUGAAGAUUUAGAGAAUUCACUCAGUUUUUUUAAAGAUAUUUCAUCUCAAGGUAUCUUUGACGAUUUAAUUUUCAAACAUGGCGCCGUUUUGAUAAAAAAUAUUGGUCACUCUAGUGCUGCCCAUUUUUCGAAAUUAAUCACUGCAAUAGAAGAAGGAAGAGGUAACAAACCUUAUCAGCAGAUUGGUCUUGCCGGAAAGAGGCACGAAAAAGCAAAGAAUGUAUUUACAGCUAACGAAGGUCCUCCAAGUAUAAGGUUCUACCAACACAACGAAUACGCCAGAUAUACACAUUUUCCACCAUAUAUUCACUUUUUCUGUAGCGAGGCCGCCACACAAGGAGGAGAAACGCCAUUGGGGCAUUCUGCAGAGCUUUUUGAAAAGGUUUAUGAAGCAAUGCCAGAAUUUAUCGAAGAGUUAGCCCAAAGAAGGAUUAAAAGCUCGCAAAAUUAUCCCAGCAAAUUAUCGAAACGAAAUUUUGAAGGGAAUGAAUUCCAUUGGGAAGACGCUGAUGCAUUCGGUCAUUUUAUCAAAGAUGGAGAUUCUCGAAAAGUUCAAAAAGAAAAGGCCGAGGUAAUGAUCAGAAAAUUGACUGAUGAUUUUACUUGGAAUGAAGAUGAAUCCGUAACAAUUCAUCAACAUGUUCCACCUAUUAGAGUUCAUCCCGUUUCAGGCAAACCAAUUUUUUUCAACGGACUAGUUGGCCGCUUUGGUACUGCCAGAGAUAAAGAAGCGUUGGACCCUCCAUACAUUGGUAAUGAUGGUGGGUAUUAUGCACCUAUCGCCUUUAGCGAUGGUGAGUUAAUACCUAAAAAUAAACUUUUAAAAAUUUUAGAAAUUUCUUUACUGCUAGAAUUUAAUCAUAAGUGGGAAGAUGGUGAUUUAGUUCUUGUAGAUAACUAUCAAGUAUCCCAUGGAAGACUUCCCUGGUAUGAUGGUAACAGAGUUAUUUUGGUCAGCAUGUGGGACAAUGGAGAAAACCGGCCAAAAGAGUGGAAUCCAAAGCUCUCCGCAUGA